UAGAAGUGAACGGUCGCGUGCAGCACCGUCGUCUCCCUCAGACGGUGCUACGAUGACGGAGGUGGAGGUGAGGAGUCCUCGACUUGUUUGAACCGGACUCAAGAUGGAGGACGACCUGGUGUCGGAGGAUGAUAUCUUGCUGGUGUCAGAAAAGGAGCUCCAUGAUGCUGCAAAGAGGAACGACACAGAGAAACUUCAGGAGCUGAUCAGGAAGGGCGUGGACGUCAAAGCCAAGAAUAAAAUUGACCGUAAAGCUCUGCACUGGGCAGCAGGAGCGGGGAACGAGCAGGCUCUACGACUCCUCCUCGACCACGACACCGAUGUGGAUGAGAGGGACUCUUUUGGUAUGAAUGCUCUGCUCCUGGCAGCCUGGUUUGGGCACUUGAAGAUCCUGCAGGUCCUGGUGUCAUGUGGAGCAAAGCUCAGCUGUGAAAACAAAGAUGGUCUAAGCAUGCUGCACUGUGCUGCUCAGCGAGGUCACAUCAGUGUUCUGGAGUUCAUCAUGGAGGACCUGGAGGACGUCUGUCUGGACCGAGAGGACAAGUCAGGUAAGACCGCUCUCCACCUGGCCGCUGAACACGGACAGACUGAAGUGGUGGAGUUUCUGAUUGGAAUGGGCUGCACUCAUGCUUUAAAGGACAAGGAAGAGAACACGGCCGUGCAUCUAGCAGCCAAGUUUGGGCACACGGACGUCCUGCAGAAGAUCAUCGAUACGGGAGUGGAUGUCGAUGACAGAAACAUUGAUGGGCUCACAGCUUUGCACCACGCUGCUGAUGGAGGUCACUGGGAAUGUAUCAGACUCCUGCUGGAGUCUGGCUGUGAUAUUAACGCACAAACUAAUAAGAACAUGACUGCUCUGCAUUAUGUCGCCCUUCAUGGAUUUGACAGAGAGGCCCACCUGCUGCUUGAGGCAGGAAUCAACAUCGAUGCUGUAAACAAUCAACACAACACACCGCUGCACCUGGCUGUGUGCAGCAACCACACCGAGGUUGUACGUCAGCUGGUAGAUUCUGGCUGCGACCUGGACGUCACUGACAAUAGACUACAGACGGCUCUGCACUUAGCAGCAGAACAUGGCUGGCAGGACCUAGCUGAGAUGAUGCUGAUCUCUGGUGUUAACCUCACACUCACUGACAAGCAGGGGAAAACGUGUCUGGAGGUGGCAGCAAGAGGAAACCACAUCAUCCUGGUCGACAUGAUCAUCAAAGCUGACCGCUUUUACAAAUGGGAGAAGGAUCAAAUGCGCUGUGGGCAGGACUCCUGGGUGGGGAGGAAUGUGAGCUUUAAGCAGGACCACCAGCUGGAGACACAGCACCUCCGCUCAGUCCUGUGGAGCCUGGCCACCAAACAUCUUUGCCGUGGAGAGUGGAAACUUCUGGCACAACACUGGGAGUUCAGCGAUGCACACAUACGAGCUAUAGAACAUCAGUGGACAGGUAUGAAAAGCUUUAAAGAGCAUGGUCACAGGAUGCUGUUAAUCUGGCUGCAUGGAGUCUUGGUGGCGGGAGAGAACCCAAUCAAAGGUCUCUAUGAAGGGCUGGUGGAAAUCUCACGGAUGGACUUAGCAGAGAGCGUCCGGCAGAAAGCAAACGCAGAGACCAGCUCUACCAAAACAUGCUCUACGAUGUGAUCAACACCUGCAGUGACUGCAAAGAAGAAAAGAAGACAUGAAUCACUUUAAAGAGAGGGCCACAGCAGUCAAAGCAGGCUUACACUUUUUGCCUUGAAGAAUUUGUUUUGUGCUGUCAUUAGGGUGCUGAAUUCAGAAACAGAAACCAUUCUGUCCUUUCAAGUAGGAGUCGCCCCCUGCUGGUAUAAAAAAAAAGGAUGCUGAAUGAAGGUAGGAUCAUUAUAGCUCUCUCUUAGAUAAGGUUAGAUGUGACCUUUUCAUGUUUUCUGCCAUGUAGCUAUCUAAACAGUACCAGGACCUUCAUCAUGACGUAUACAGUUAUAAUGAAUUAGGCAAUCAUAGUUAAAGAGACCCUCAGAAGCAGGUCCACCAUGACUUUUACAGUCUAAAACUGAAAGGAGGAAUCCUCAGCUGACCAGUGCUGCCACCAAGAUUAGUCAUUUUUAGAUUAAUGCAGAGCUUUAGACUUAAUUGAGUGGAUAGGGUGGAAAAUUUAGGGGAUAGAGGGGCCUAGUCCACACGUUGAUGAGUAACUGAAGUUUUUCUGUGGAUUUUGCCCUUCAUACACAAAAAGUGUUUUAGAUCAGUGGAAACACACUUGUGUGUCUAAAGUAACAUUUCUGUAUUUUUGAAGUUUGGUUGUAUAAAGCUCUCGACAUUAUUAAUGGCAUUAACCUCCAGAGAUGACAGUGUGUGUUGCCCCUCUAAGGAGCUAUACAGAGCGACAGACAGGCGCAGUUGCCCCACAUCAUUUAGUGAGUUGAAGGCAAAAAUUUGCCUAAAAACAGUGCUGGCUGUACGCCAUAUCUCAAAUGUUUAAACAUUUUAUUUUUCAUCUGGAAAGCGUCUGUGUUAGCACUCCAUUAGAAAUGUGAAAUGGUCUUUGUAGAGGAAAGGGGAGUAGAUGUUGGCAUGUCUGUCAGGAGCUGCUUCACCUGCAUGGUAAAGGAUGGACUACUUUGACAUGGCAUGCUGUUUACAAUAUGUAAUGGUGCGUUUUUAUGUGGAUGAAGAUGUUUAUUAGGACAGGGGGUUUCAAACUGUGGAGAAUGAGCCUCCCCUAAGAGAAAAUCAUUUAUUCUGUGGACACCCACUCAUGUGAAAAAUAAGAUUUCAAACAUUUUAUCAAUUAUAUUUUCAAACAUUUAUGUCUCCUUAGACAUUUUUAUUUUGACAUUUGUCAUUUAUAUUUUUGAUAUUUUGGUCUGUAUUCUACCUGAUUACUAUGCUCUACACUGUAAUUUAGUGGGAUCUAUGAAUUUUCAGAUGUAGCAGGACUGCAUCGCUGCAGAUCAUCCUCCAGCCUUACCUCGCUGUGAUCAUUGUCAGCGCCCAAACCUGCACUUGCAGACACUGUCUUAGUGUUCAGUGAAGAGAAUCACACUGCCUUAUAUUGUCAUUAGCUUGUACAUCUUUGCAAAUUAAUCACUGUGACUGUAGUGCAUCAUCAGGACUGAUAGAGGAAAGUCCUGACUUUAAUAGCCGACUCUAUAGUGUUGUCUUUAGUAACAAUAAAUCUGUGCAGUUUACCCCAUGCACAGCAGAUGCUAGCAAAAGCAAAUCACCUUUUUCCUGGUUUAUGGUUCUGCGUCUCCCUGAAGUCCUGUGGCGCCCAGGGGGAGGCCCGCCUCACACCUUGAAAACCGUCAUAUUAGAACACAGCUUGUGUGGGAUUCAUUUUGAAAACAGAGGAAGAAAACAUCCACUUUCAGAAAUACCCACCUACAUGUGGACUAGGAGAGAGGAGAAAGACCAGCAGGACAGGAGCUUGGACUUGAACUGGGGCCAUCCCAACAUCCCACAGUGUCUAACCUUAGAAAUAAUGAAUGUGUUGGGCAUCCUUAUCCUCUGAUAAUGUGAAUAGAAAGGUUUCAUGACUAUAUCCAUGAAGAACUCGUUGAUCUUUUGCUUUCCGAGCCCAGGAAUCAGUUUAUUGAUUCAUUCAUGUGGUUUCUGAACUACAAAACUACAAAGAGUUUAAUGUUGAAGAACUAAAUAAUUAUGGAGCACAUCACAUGACAUAAAUAAAUAAAGCAAUAAUUCUAUUUUUUGAAUGGUAUAUCUGUGUGUUUUAUAUGUAAUCUUAUAUUCAAGCUGAGUUUUUUUUCUGUCUUACCUCAGAAUAUCACCAAAGAAUCCCCUCAGUGAUUUCAUCAGACAUUUUAUUUCUCUUAACAUGGUUAGCCUCUGUGUUUAUAGCACUCAGUAGCAGGUCAGGGUUUGCCAGAUUUGUUCAGAUGAAAAACAUAAAAGAAACAGACCUAGACGUGAGUCCUAAUGCUCAGUAACAUUCUGUAUACAGGAAGAACAACAAUAACAGGCAUAUUGUCCUCAUGUGCUUGUAAUCUCGAUGACAUUGGAAAUGAGGGAAACUUCAAUGUCCUUUUGAGAAUAAAUAAAGUUUUGAAAUGAAAUAUUGAUCACAAGAUCAUUAUUUGAAAUAUUUAGGUUAAAUUAUCAUUGGAUUUAUUUUAUUUAAGACUUGGGGGUGCUGAGAGCUGAAAUGUGGAAGAAGUGCUGAAAAUAGCUGAAAAAGCAAAAAAAUAGCUGAAAAUAGCAUAAAAUGCCAUAAAAGUAGCUGAAAAUGGCAUUCAGUAUCUAAAAUAUGACAACAAUUGCUGAAAGUAGCCUUAAAUUAGUUGAAAAUAGCUCAUAAGUUGGGUGAAAGUAGCCUUAAAAUAGCUGAAAAUAGCAUAACAAUAGCUGAAGGUGUGUGAGAUUGUGCUAAAAAUGGUGGAGAUAUUGUUCAUAGCAGUGUGACUCAACCCUGCUCAACCAAAGACCCAAAUUAAUGAAAAUUACCUUUGCAUGAGCCACAAUCUAAGCAGUGAAGCAAAAACAGCUUGGAGUACAAUGACUUAAAGGUGGCAAAAUGGUCAAAAAGCAACAGAAUGGGUGAACAGGGGUGAGAAAGGGGCACAAAAGGGGCAAAGAAAGAGGGAGCAAGUGGUAUUUAAUCGCAACAGAUAGUCUA
This is a messenger RNA of Cheilinus undulatus (humphead wrasse), 4604 nucleotides long. RefSeq names its product ankyrin repeat and death domain containing 1A (gene ankdd1a). Gene Ontology annotation, molecular function: protein binding. The transcript is spliced from 15 exons. Bases 104 to 1630 code for a protein of 508 amino acids. Gene Ontology annotation, biological process: signal transduction; protein localization to ciliary inversin compartment. The record is from RefSeq and is a predicted model, not a curated record. Gene Ontology annotation, cellular component: ciliary inversin compartment. Lineage: Eukaryota; Metazoa; Chordata; Actinopteri; Labriformes; Labridae.